Molecule: messenger RNA, 312 nt
Organism: Oikopleura dioica
Lineage: Eukaryota; Metazoa; Chordata; Appendicularia; Copelata; Oikopleuridae
Source: the annotation of a GenBank genome assembly
AUGGAUUUGACUGAUCCAAAAGUUAAAAACUCGGAUAAACUUGAAAUCUGUCGCAAGUUUUUCUUCGGCGGUUUCGCACUCCUGCCCUGGCUCUGGCUUGUCAACGGCGUUUGGUUCUUCCGAGAAGCGUAUUUCAAAGAGCCCUUCGACGAGCAGAUCAGAAUUCGAAAAUAUGUAAUGUACUCAAUAAUUGGCGCUACGGUUUGGAUAGCGGGACUGACCGCCUGGAACUGCGUCUUUCAGAUGAAUCGUGCGUCUUGGGGUGCAACUGGCGACGUUUUAUCAGCCUACAUUCCCGUCGGAAUCCCAUAG